CCCAAAUCUGUUGACAGCCCCGAAACACGUUGAGCUAAGUUGUCUAACAGCUGGUAAUUACUGACGUCGAAAACUACGUGGCUAAUCAAAUAUUCAGGUUAAAUAUCUUUGCAGUGUGAAUAUGAACCUGGCCGUUUAGGAUCGAUGUGCCGUGUGAUUUGACACCUCAGGAGGAGGAUAUGCUGGGUUGUAAUCUGUCACAUCUGAGUCAGGAAGGAAGAAAAGAAACAUUCGCACUGCAAACCUGUAGACUAGUCUGAGCCAGACAGUUUUUGUUUGCACCUUUUCGCUGAGUUUUUUGGAAAAUGAAAACGACUUUAUUAUUGCUGCAUGCUGUCUCGUGCUGCUGGAUGGUGAAUGCCACGCUUUCAAAAACAGAUGCAAAGAAGUCUCAUAAAGCUGAAGCUGAGACAUCUCCAGCUGAACUGUCUGUGUUGGAGAGAGGCCUUGUUGUGUCAGAUCUACACUGGAAAGAUGUAGUGAAGGAGGAAAAGAGACACUGCCUGCACAUCAAGAAGACAUUUCAAGGACCAGUGCUUGGAUAUGUCACACCCUGGAAUUCCCAUGGCUAUGACGUUGCCAAGACGUUCGGCUCCAAACUGACAUCUGUGUCUCCAGUGUGGCUUCAGCUCCACAGACGAGGACCUGAAACCUUUGAUGUUACAGGACUUCACGAUCAUGACCCUGGCUGGGUGAAAGCAGUACGCAAGUCAAACAAAAAAAUCAAGAUGGUGCCUCGUCUGUUAUUUGAUGGCUGGUCCUACCAGGACUACAUGAGUGUGCUGGGCAGUGAGGAUGAAAUUGAGGAGCUGGCAAGUGAACUGGUGGAUGUAGCAAAGACUGAGGGCUUUGAUGGCUUUACUUUGGAGCUUUGGAGCCAGCUGGGAGGGAACAAAAGAAAGGAGCUGGUCCAUUUGGUGAAACACAUAUGUGAAACUUUGAAAGCAAAAAGAUUAGACUGUAUUCUUGUUAUUCCCCCAGCUGUGACAAGCACAGGGCAGGCUGGGAUGUUUGGCAGGGAGGAGUUUGAGCUGUUGGCCCCUGUGGUUGAUGGAUUCAGCCUCAUGACAUAUGAUUACUCCAGUGGUGCCAAGCCAGGCCCAAGCGCCCCCCUGCCCUGGGUCAGAGACUGUGUUCUUCAGCUAGCACCCAGCUCCCAGUGGAGGCAAAAACUCCUGCUUGGACUCAAUUUUUAUGGCCUAGAUUUUGCAAGCCAGGGGACAGAGCCAAUCCUGGGGGGAAGGUACAUUGAGAUUUUGCGAGAACAAAGGCCAAAGAUUAUUUGGGAUGAAUAUUCUGCUGAGCAUUAUUUCAGCUACAAAAGGAGCAAUGCAGUUAAGCAUGUGGUGUACUAUCCAUCAUUAAAGUCAAUCUACUCAAGGGUCUCUUUAGCUGCUGAACUGGGAACAGGAAUUUCCUUAUGGGAACUGGGACAAGGACUGGAUUAUUUCUAUGACCUCCUAUGAGUGUGGGACAUUUUGGUGAAGAUUUUAAAACAGUGAAGUUUUUGCUGUAUGUAAGUUUUUUCUUUUGUCUUUGAACUGAUCACUGAAACGACGUAUUGACAGGGUUUAUAUAAUAUUAAAAUUGUUUUAGGAUGA
Messenger RNA from Melanotaenia boesemani (Boeseman's rainbowfish), 1601 nucleotides. It is a transcript of the gene chid1, whose product is annotated as chitinase domain containing 1. Gene Ontology annotation, cellular component: extracellular region. The transcript is spliced from 12 exons. Gene Ontology annotation, biological process: carbohydrate metabolic process. The coding region runs from base 306 to 1466 and encodes 386 amino acids. The record is from RefSeq and is a predicted model, not a curated record. Gene Ontology annotation, molecular function: oligosaccharide binding; chitin binding. NCBI's taxonomy places the organism in Eukaryota, Metazoa, Chordata, Actinopteri, Atheriniformes, Melanotaeniidae.